Molecule: messenger RNA, 418 nt
Organism: Eucalyptus grandis
Lineage: Eukaryota; Viridiplantae; Streptophyta; Magnoliopsida; Myrtales; Myrtaceae
Product: LAG1 longevity assurance homolog 2-like
Exons: 3
Coding region: 122-379 (85 amino acids)
Biological process (GO): ceramide biosynthetic process
Cellular component (GO): endoplasmic reticulum; membrane
Molecular function (GO): sphingosine N-acyltransferase activity
Source: RefSeq, a predicted model, not a curated record
UUGGCCUAACCAGGAGUUGAAGCUUCCUCUAAAGCUUAUCUACGUAUGCCAAUGCGGAUUCUACCUUUACAGUAUUGCUGCUCUUGUUACCUGGGAAACUCGAAGGAAGGACUUCGCUGUCAUGAUGUCCCAUCAUGUAAUCACGGUCUUCUUGAUUGGCUACUCACACUUGACUAGUUUCUUUCGAGUUGGCGCAAUUGUCCUGGCACUUCAUGAUGCGAGCGACGUGCUCUUAGAAGCUGCCAGAGUUUUCAAGUACUCUGAACAUGAGCUUGGAGCGAGCGUUUUCUCCGGAUUAUUCGCCCUUUCACGGCUCGUGCUACAUCUAAUAUACUUCCCAUUCUGGGUCAUCAGAACAACAGGGUGCGACCUCAUGUAAUUGAUCUCAAUUCAUUUACUUCUACAGGUUUUAGGAUAC